Malassezia japonica is the source of this 1077-nucleotide messenger RNA. RefSeq names its product 4-hydroxysphinganine ceramide fatty acyl 2-hydroxylase (gene SCS7). Bases 1 to 1077 code for a protein of 358 amino acids. The transcript has a single exon. Gene Ontology annotation, molecular function: iron ion binding; heme binding; fatty acid 2-hydroxylase activity. Gene Ontology annotation, cellular component: endoplasmic reticulum; membrane. Gene Ontology annotation, biological process: fatty acid metabolic process; lipid biosynthetic process. The record is from RefSeq and is a predicted model, not a curated record. Lineage: Eukaryota; Fungi; Basidiomycota; Malasseziomycetes; Malasseziales; Malasseziaceae.
AUGUCGACGACCUUUUCUCGCGCGGACGUGGCUAAGCACAACAAGCAGACCGACUGCUGGGUUACCUGCAAUGGUAAGGUGUACAACGUGACGGAGUUCAUCGAGGACCACCCUGGUGGUGAUGACCUUAUCCUCGAAUAUGCCGGCAAGGAUGUCACCGAGAUCAUGGCGGACCCCCUGUCGCACGAGCACUCCAAGAGCGCCUACGGCAUGCUCGAGGACUUCCGCGUUGGCACGCUCCUUGCUUCGGAGGCAGCCAUCGCCACGGCCAACAAGGCCCCCCUCGGCGACGUUGUCAUCACCGACGACUUUGAGCCCGUGGAGACGGACAUGUCGGAAGACUUUAAGGAGCACCAUUUCCUCGACCUUGAGAAGCCCCUGAUCCCCCAGAUGUGGCGCGCGCGCUUCACCAAGGAGUUUUACCUCGAGCAGGUGCACAUUCCCCGUCACAAGAAGGACUCGGCGCAGCUGAUGCCCCACAACUUCCUCGAGGUGUUUACCAAGACGCCCUGGUACGUUAUUCCCAUGCUCUGGGGCCCGAUUGCUGCGGCCUUCUUCCACGUCUCGGCGAUGCAGUUCAAGGAGAUCUUUGCCUCGUCCGAGCACCCCAUGGCGUUUGGCUAUGCCGGCGCGAUGGCCUCGUGGGCGUUUGGUGUGUUCUUCUGGACGUUCAUUGAGUACCUCUUCCACCGCUUCAUCUUCCACAUGGACUCGAUGCUGCCGCGCAACCAGACCGCCUACCUAAUGCACUUCCUUCUGCACGGCAUCCACCACUUCCUGCCGAUGGACAAGAUGCGCCUGGUCAUGCCGCCGAUUCUCUUUGCAGCGCUCUCGUUCCCGAUGCUGCUGCUUGCGCACGCCGUUCUGCCCACGGCCAUGGCGAACGGCACCAUUGCGGGGUCGUACACGAUGUACAUCUUCUACGACACCUUCCACUACGCCAUGCACCAUACCAAGCUUCCUUCGAUCCUCAAGGCGCAGAAGAAGUACCACCUCGAACACCACUACAAGAACUUUGAGCUCGGCUUUGGCGUUACGAGCAUGUUCUGGGACAUCAUCUUCCGGACGCUCUUGUAA